CGUAAAUACCUUGGAAAGCUUGAAAAUGGCGACGUUAGUGAUGAUAAAAUAUUGAGAGCUGUGGUUUUAGCUUCAAGAUAGCUCUCCAAAAAUGCCUUCUGAAAAAAUUCGCUCAAAGGAAGACACUUGGUCGACCAACGAGCUCAAAAAGGCCUUGAACAAAGAUGAGAUCAGAAAAGAAAGAGAAAGACUUAAGCGAGAAAGAAGAGAUGGAAAAGGGGAAGAUAUAAAUGAAUAUGAAGAAAAAGAAAGACGACACAGAAGGGAUGAUGAUGAUGAAAGACGUCGUCACAGAGGGGAUGAGGAUCGAAAGAAACACAGAGAUAGCAAGAGAGAAAAGACGGAGGAGGAAAGAGAAGCUGAGAGAAGAGAGAGAAGGGAAAGAAAAGAAGGGAAGAGCUCUUCCAAGACUGAUGAUAAACGUAAGGAUGAAGAUAAAAGACGUCAUAGAGAUGACGAUGAACGCAAGGAAAGACGACACCGAGAUCGAGACGAGGAAAGGCAUCGAGACAGAGACGACAGAGAUCGAGAUGAAGAGAGAGAAAGGAGAAGAAGAGAGAAGGAGGCAGAGAGAGAGAAACGUCAUAGAGACAAAGAUGAAAAGCAUCGUGAUAGGGAAGGAAAGAGUGAGGAUAGAAGAAGAAGGCAUAGAGAUGAGGAUGAUGAUGAUAAGCGAAGAAGACACAGAGAUGAGGAUGGUGAUGAUAAAAGAAGAAGACAUAAAGAGGAGGAUGGAGAUGACAGGAGGAGGAGGCAUAAAGAAGACGAUGGUGACGAUCGACGCAGGCGGCACAGGGAUGAAGAGGAUGAAGAUCGAAAGCGAAGACAUAGAAAAGAUGAGGAUGACAGAGAAAGAAGGAAAGACAGACACAAGGAAGAUGAGGAUGGCCACAAAAAGCGAAGGCAUCGACAGAAGGACGGUGAAGAGGAGAGAAGCACACUUGAUGAGGAUGAAAGGGAAAGACAGAGGCAAGAGAGAAGAGAGAAAAGGGAAUCAAAAGAAGGGGGUAAAAGUAGACACAGGGAUGAAGAUGAUGAAGAAAGAAGACGUAGGAAAGAGAAGGAAAGAGAAAAGGAAAAACAAAGGGAGAGAGAGAAAGAAAGAGAACGGGAAAAGAAAAAAACAGCCAAAACUAGCAGCAAACAUGCCAAAGAAGCGGAGGAGGAGAAUGGAUAUGAUGAAUAUGAAGACGAUUUUGAGGACUAUGAAGAUGAUUUCGAAGAUGAGGAAGAUGAAGCACCUGUUGCGAAAGGAAAGUUGUCAGACUUUGAGCUCCACAAGUCCCCACCUAAAGGCGGGCAUGGAUUGGACUAUUCUGACUCAGAGAUGGAUGAAGUGCUGAAGGCCCUGGAUCAAGAGAAUGAAAGACUGCAACAGGAUUCCAGACAACAACCGGAGUCACCAAGAGAUCAGAGGGAAUCCAGCUACAACCGCUACAACAACAACUAUGAUGACCAGGACUCAGACUCGGAACCUGCUAGACCAGUGACCAGGGGCCUCAUCAACUUCUCAGGGGCCAGACAGAGGGCAAUGAGUCGUAAGGCUCACAGUAAGACCACCAAGCGCGCCCACGACCUACUACAGAUGAUAGAGCUGGACGUCUCGUCCUAUGACCUGUUUGACCUCCCUCCAGUCAAGGAGUAUGACCUCUACAUCAGAAGCUUCGGGAGGACAGAUACCAAACAGGCGUACGUCCAGACCAACGAUGACAACAUAGACAGAGACAUACAGACAGACGAGAUAGAUCUCCGACAGAAGUGGACUCAGCAUCCUCCAGAGGACUUCACAGGAUGUGGAAGAGGAGAUGGUGAGAAGGACCUUGAUGAGGAGGAAUCAGCUCAACAGAACAAACAGCAAGAUCUGGGUCGCCUCAACUCUUUUAUACAGAAAGCAGGACAGGUGAUAUCCAUUUUGCUGGAUGAAGAGAAAGAUCAACAGAGACAGGAGAAGGCAGAUAACAGGACAAACCUGGCCCUGAGUGAGGGCUACUCCCAGCUCACCUGUCUCUCCAUACUCAAAGGGCGCAGUGUCCAGUUCGCUCAUUUUUCUCCCACCCAGCCAAACUACUUACUUACUAUAUACAACAAACCUGCUGAGGCAUCAGAGUCAAACCCUGUAGACAGGAAAGGUAUCAUCUGUGUUUGGAACACGAAUGAGCCAUCUUAUCCUCAAAGGAUCCUGGCCUGUGAAUCUCAACCUGUGUGCUGUUGCUUCAGUCCAUACAAGACCACUCUAGUCUUUGCGGGGAUGGUUGAUGGUUCUGUAUGUGCCUGGGAUCUCCGGGAACCCCCGGCUCUACACAAGUCUGUACAUUAUGAAAACUCGGACCAUUUAUUACGUUAUCCUACCUACAACACAGCUGGUAUUGUGGAGGUGGACAAUCAUCACAGCCCAAUCACCACCCUCACCCCGGUCGUGUCCUAUACUGACAGUGACUCAGCAGGUCAAGAUUCUCAUGAAGAUUCCUCUGGUGGACUUACAUUCCAGCUAGUAUCUUGUGAGGAGAUGGGCAUCCUCAAAUUCUGGGUUGUAGCUGAAAUCUCCAGUCCUGAUAUGGCGGGGUCAGAGGUUGACCUUGGACUGUCCCCAGGGGGAAGAAUCAAACUGGUGCUGAGUUCCUCAAUGAAGCUACGAAACCCUCUCAGAGAGAAAACAGAGACCACCAAAGAGAAGCAGGGUUACCUACGUACGUUUGAGUUACAGUUGUCCCCAGGGGAUUUAAAUCAUUACUACGUCGGGACUGAGAAGGGUUUUGUGUACCAUGGGCUGAGAUUUGGAUCCAAAGCAUAUCCCAGAAUGUUCACAGCCCUCAGUGAUGCUCCUGUGGACAUCCGGACGCUCGACUUCUCCCCGUUUUGUCAUCCUUGUUUUCUGGCAACCACAGGAGAUGGUGAUGUUCAUUUAUUCAGCACAAAAACAGACACGGCCCUUGUGUCCUGGCCCGCCCGUGUGUGGGGAACCACGGGGGUGAGGUGUGCUAAGUGGUCCCCAAGUCGCCCCUGUGUGUUCUACGUCCUCGACGACAACAGCCGGCUCUACACGUUUGAUCUGCUAGAGGGCGACUCCAUGCCUGCUAAGAUAGAAACUUUGUCUCCGGACGCCAAGGUAACCUGUUUAGCUUUCACAUCUGACGUUCGAACAGCGGGUCAAGGAGGCAGAAAUCCACAAAUGUUGAUCUGCAUGGAGUCUGGAGUGACACAGAUCCACACCAUAGCUAAAGAAUUCCGGGAACAACAGACACUGGAGGACGAAUUCCUUCCGUCAUAUCUAGCCAGGUUCUGAACAGUCUCCAUGACAACUGACCUCUCAAUCGUCUGUGAUAAUUAUAUUGUAAUUUAUUAGCUGGAAUCCUGUUCAUUUCUUUGUCUUUUUUUUUUAUUUUAAAAUUUAGUAAUAACUAGAAGAUUUUGAUUUACAUAUCAGGGCAGUGGACUCUGGCCCCUGUCCAUAGCUUCGUAACAGUUAAUUAUCAAUGUGGCAUGAUUAUGAAUUAUGUGUAAUCAAUCAGUAAUUUUAAACAGCCCACCCCUUUCCUGGGCAUGUGAUGAUCACUCUUAGAAAAAGCUAGAUUGUGAUCCAUAUAACAUAAUGAUUCAUCUAUGACAUGAUAUUGGUAGUUCUGAAGCGUUUUUAAGUACUUGACAAGGACUCAAACUUUGAAGCAUCAUUAAUUCAGCGAUAUGUACAUGGUAUAUGUUUAAAUUUGAUAAAGACAGUGUUUCAAUAGUUAAAUUUUGUUUGUCACGAGUCACCAUCCUGCCCCCCCCCCCCCCUUCAAAAAAUAGGAAAAAUUCCCUUUACAUUUUAGAUACAUUGCAAUGCCAAGUUGUUGAGUUUUUCCCAUUUGAUUUAGAGAAAUUCUGUUUAUUUUUAAUCUUUCAUAAGUUUUGAUAUGAAUGACUACGGUAUUUCUAUUUUAAAAAAUGGUCUCACAUUACCUUCUACUUCUGAUUUUCAGUAUCAAUGAGGUAUAACAUCUGUUGUGAUUGCUAACAGUUUUUGUACUGGUUUUCAAUAGUCUAAUGACAAAUCAGAAUUUUGCAGCCACUUAACUUUGAUCCUAAUGCUAUUCCUGUGCUAUGAUUCAGACGUUGAUUCUAUUCGUGUGUGUUGUCAUGAGUUACCUUUAGUUAGUUUAAACAAACUGCAAAACACACAAAGAAAAUGUCUGAUUGUUUACAGAAAUAUUAAAACAAAUUCAAUGUUGCCUAGUAUUGGAAACGAUUUUGGGUUCAUUUUUCUUCAUCAUUUUAAGUUUGUCAUUAAUCAUUUAAAAGUAAAUCAAUGGAUAUCCUGAUGCACUCAAAUUUCUUAUGUUGGGGUCUGGGUUAUUUCUCUCCUUUUUUUCCCUGUAAGAUGAAUUUGUACAUAAUUAUAUUUUUUCAUUGUUUUGUAAAUUGUUAUGUAUUUUUUGUGUGGAGUUUCAUGAAUGCAAAAAUGAAAAAUUAAUGAGAAAUCUAAGCUGUGCUUAGCGGGGGAUGGGGGGGGGUGUAAUUAUUUAUUUUAAUGCCCUAAUGUGAUAAAGUGGUAUUGUAUUUCGUUGUGUGUAUUUUGUGAAACCGUCCGGUUCAUUCCUGCACAAGCUGAAGUUGAUUAUUGUGUAGUACUAAAGGACCAAUAAACUUUUAUUGCUGGUUACAAAAUGAUUGUUACAAACAUUGUCUAAUAAAUUAUUUCUUAAAAGUGAGAACUACUUCAAUUUGUGUAUUAUGAAAUAUAAGAAAUAAUGAAUAUUUAAUUUAA
Messenger RNA from Magallana angulata, 4744 nucleotides. RefSeq names its product cytoplasmic dynein 2 intermediate chain 1-like. Gene Ontology annotation, biological process: intraciliary transport. The record is from RefSeq and is a predicted model, not a curated record. Bases 92 to 3283 code for a protein of 1063 amino acids. Gene Ontology annotation, cellular component: cytoplasmic dynein complex. Lineage: Eukaryota; Metazoa; Mollusca; Bivalvia; Ostreida; Ostreidae. The transcript has 36 exons. Gene Ontology annotation, molecular function: dynein light chain binding; dynein heavy chain binding.